AGUACGAUUUUUGCAUUCAAAUGAUUUGGAACGCGGUGUCCGCGUUCUCGUUGUUCAAAACGUCCAAUGUCGUUGCGAUAUUUGUAGACCCGGUUCAUUAGUUGUUACCACUAAUACAAAUAACGUGCGCGCAUAACCCGCAUAACUUUACAGUUACCACCGACGUUGUUGUGCCAAUCAAAUAUCGGUCGGUGGAUUUGAAAAAAAAAUAAAUUAACACCGGUUGCUCGUCUUCAUGCAUUUAAUUUGAUAAGAAAUACAUAAAAAGUACUUGGAUAACUAGAGAUUACCUUGUUGUUAGGCUAGGCUUUUGAGCAAUCGAUCAUGACAUCUACUUAGCGUCACAACUGUCAAUAAUGCAAUAAACCCAAAAAAAGGAAUAAAAACAGUAAUGCUUUUGCAUACGACUCUGUGUGUCAAGAAAUAGUUUUUGUGACACAUUUGCCUCUGGGUUGUUUUAUAGUUAAUACUUGUAAUCCUUUAGCGGUUGCGAGCAAAAUAUUGAACUAGUUUAAGUGUUUAUACUCAUGACAUACGCAAGUGCCUUAUUGCAACGGUAAAUACCUAAGUAGUAUAUGUUAAUGCUAAGACGCGUCUUAAACGUCGAGAAUGUCUUUCGCCUGUGAUACUUAUAAAUUUAAAACAUUGGAAAUAUUCUACAGAUCUGACAAGCAUCAAUCAUUACUCACCGAAGAGAGUUUAAUGACAUUGGAUAAUUACGACGUAGAGGAACAUGAAUUGCCCAAUUUUCAACGUGUUUCCAUUUCCGGUGAGGAUACAAGUGGUGUGCCAUUGGAAGAUUUAGAACGCGCUUCCACGCUACUCAUACAAGCGCUGGAAUUACGCGAACGUUAUAUGUUGCAUUCUGGUCAGUCGUUCCCGACAACAACAAGACGGUUUCUAAAAACCGUGCACGAGCGCAAUCGUUUCGGCACGAUUGAACACGAGAAUCGCAAGACCAUUGCAGCCAUAAUACGCAAGAUCAGCCUCCCCAGUACUCAGACAGACCAUCCCAUACAUCCACCAAUUAACAAGUCUGAUCCAUGGGAAUUGGAAUUUCCAGCUGAUAAUGACUAUGAAAUCAAAAGUAUUAACGGUGUCUUCCACGUCUACAAGGAUAAGGAAUGCACGCAGGAGGUGAAAUGCGAGUAUCCAAAUCUCAAGGAGUUCGUUAACGACAUGCAGGUCAUGUGUAAUAUGAUUGUUGAUGGACCACUUAAAUCAUUUUGUUAUCGCCGGCUUUGCUAUCUCUCAUCGAAAUUCCAGUUGCAUGUCCUUUUAAAUGAGCUACGUGAGUUGGCUUCUCAGAAAGCGGUGCCACAUCGCGAUUUCUAUAAUAUUAGAAAGGUCGACACUCACAUACACGCCGCCUCCUGCAUGAAUCAGAAACAUUUGCUGCGUUUCAUUAAGAAGACGCUUAAAAAUAACGCCGAUGAAAUUGUGACAAUCACCAAAGGUCAACCAAUGUCACUGAAAGAUGUGUUCCAGUCAAUGAAUCUAACCACCUAUGAUCUAACUGUGGAUAUGUUGGAUGUGCAUGCGGACCGGAACACAUUCCAUCGUUUCGACAAAUUCAAUUCCAAAUACAAUCCGAUCGGUGAGUCGCGUUUGCGCGAGGUCUUCCUCAAGACGGACAACUAUUCGAAUGGCAAAUAUUUUGCACAAAUUAUUAAGGAAGUUGCCUUCGAUUUGGAGGAGUCGAAAUACCAAAAUACCGAGCUACGUCUCUCCAUUUAUGGCAAAUCACCGGAUGAGUGGAAGAAGUUAGCAAAAUGGGCCAUCGAAUACAAUGUGCAUUCGACAAAUGUACGCUGGUUGAUACAGAUACCACGACUUUAUGAUAUCUUCAAAUCCAAUAAUUUGAUGAAUUCAUUCCAAAAUAUAUUGGAUAACAUCUUUAAGCCACUCUUUGAGGUUACAAGCCGACCCAGCGAGCAUCCGAAUUUACAUCGUUUUCUAAAUUAUGUAAUCGGUUUCGAUUCGGUGGACGAUGAAUCGAAACCGGAGAAUCCAAUUAUUGAUUUAGACAUACCAACACCGGAAGCGUGGAGUGAAGAGGAGAAUCCACCAUAUGCCUACUACAUUUACUACAUGUACGCAAAUAUGACUGUGUUGAAUCAAUACCGAAAAGCGCGCGGCAUGAACACCUUCGUUUUACGUCCGCAUUGCGGUGAGGCCGGUCCGGUGCAGCAUUUAGUUUGUGGCUACCUAAUGGCUGAGAACAUUUCUCACGGCCUCCUGUUACGUAAAGUGCCUGUGCUGCAGUAUCUCUUUUAUCUGACACAAAUCGGCAUUGCCAUGUCGCCACUCUCUAAUAAUUCACUCUUCCUCAACUAUCAUCGCAAUCCGUUGCCGGAGUAUUUGGCGCGCGGUCUUAUAGUCUCACUUUCCACUGAUGAUCCGCUACAAUUCCACUUCACAAAGGAACCCCUGAUGGAGGAGUACAGCAUUGCGGCGCAAGUGUGGAAGUUGAGCUCAUGUGAUAUGUGCGAAUUGGCGCGCAACAGUGUGAUUAUGAGUGGUUUUCCGCAUAAGGUCAAACAGCAUUGGCUCGGUCCGAAUUACACGCGUGAAGGUGUUGCUGGCAACGACAUCACACGCACCAAUGUGCCGGACAUACGCGUAGCCUACCGGCAUGAAACGCUGCUCGACGAACUGUCGAAUAUCUUCAAGGUGCACGAGAUUCCGAAAAGUGAGUAAACCCAAUGGAGGCAACCGCAAGCGCAGCAGCAACAAAGAGGAAAGUGCAAACGACAUUCAACUGCAAGGUGAAGAAGUUGAAAAUGAAGCUGAAAAAGCAAAUCAAAUCGAAGCUGUUAAGUCAUUUUUUCUUAGCUCGGAAUAUAGCACGUGCUUGGAGGAUUUAUAAAAUUUGUUAUUGUUUUUUAAUUAUUUAAAUUUAUUAAUAUUUUUUUUUUAUAAUUUGCCAUCGCUUCUAAGGGAGUAAAAUAUAUGUAUGUAUAAUAAUAAUAAUAUUGUUAUUUAUAGUAUAUAUGUAUAUAUAGCCUCUUCCAAUGAGUAACUGUUAAAAUAUGUUGUUGUAUUUAUGCCUACACGUAUGUAUGUAUAUGUAAUAUAAAUUAUUUUGCAAUUUCCUCAAUUCGGCUUGUUAACCAAAAAAUUGCUCCGGCAAAUGCAAAUUGUUUAAUAGCAAACUUAAGCGCAAGCAGAAAUUGUAUUUACUGCUGCAAAAAACUAAAAAUAAAUUGUUUAAUGGUGCAAAAUGCAAAAAUAAAUUGUGAAAAUCCGUAUAAGCAUUAAA
Molecule: messenger RNA, 3262 nt
Organism: Bactrocera oleae (olive fruit fly)
Lineage: Eukaryota; Metazoa; Arthropoda; Insecta; Diptera; Tephritidae
Source: RefSeq, a predicted model, not a curated record